Molecule: messenger RNA, 1782 nt
Organism: Rhipicephalus microplus (southern cattle tick)
Lineage: Eukaryota; Metazoa; Arthropoda; Arachnida; Ixodida; Ixodidae
Product: lysosomal acid glucosylceramidase
Biological process (GO): glucosylceramide catabolic process
Molecular function (GO): glucosylceramidase activity
Source: RefSeq, a predicted model, not a curated record
CUCUUCCUGAGUCGUUUCCUUGGAGAGUCCAGUCAUUGCAUUCGCUUCACCCCGGUGGAGCAGCUGCCCCAAACAAGCCAUCUGGUUCGCUCACCUAUUCUAGCUGGGAAUCCUUGAAGUUUCUUGCGAACAACAGUGAACUAAAAAGAAAUAUGACAAGAAACGUGGUGCUCAUUGUGAUAGCUGCAAUCGCAGCUCUCAUACCAGCCGUGGUGCCCGAAUGCCAGAAGAGGGACUACGGCAAGGGAAGCGUCGUGUGCGUCUGCAACACCACGUACUGCGAUUUCGCCGGUCAUGUCUCACUUCCACCAACCGGGUCGGCCUUCGCCUAUGAAAGCAGCAAGGACGGCCUACGUUUCAACAAGACAACGAUACCUCUCAGCAGGGCGCCCCCUCAGGACACAAGUGCCAAUAACUCCCUCCUUCUCGUGCUGGACUCUUCGAAGGUGCACCAAACAGUUUACGGCUUCGGAGGUGCCUUCACCGACGCCGCAGGAAUAAACGUGAAAUCUCUCCCGGAAAAACUGCAAAAUGACCUUAUUAAGUCCUACUAUGCAAAAGAAGGUCUCGCUUACAACAUGGGCAGGGUUCCUCUGGCUAGCACUGACUUUUCUGAACGCAAGUACACUUACGAUGACACCCCGGGUGACUUGGAGCUGGAAAAUUUUGCACUUGCUCGGGAAGACGUGGAACUUAAGAUCCCGUACAUAAAAAAGGCCACGUCUCUGGUAACAGGACCUCUGCUUUUGAUCGGAAGCGCGUGGAGCAGUCCAGCCUGGAUGAAGACCUCCAACUCACUUGUGGGAGAAGGUGGUCUCAUAGGCGAACCAGGAAGUGUCUACUACAAGUCUUGGGCGAAGUAUUAUGCCAGGUUUUUGCAGGAAUAUGAUAACCAUGGCAUCCGCUUCUACGGCUUGACAGCGCAGAACGAGCCAACGACAGGCUUUUCGCCCACCGUUAAGUGGCAGACCCUGGGAUUUACAGCGCAGUCUCAGAAGGACUUCAUCAAGCGCGACAUGGGACCGACGCUCGCUGAGGCCGGCUAUGACUCGGUUCAGCUACUGAUCUUCGAUGAUAGUAACUCCACUUUUCCCGAAUGGUCAAAUGUGGUGCUCAGUGAUCCGGAUGCAGCCAAGUAUGUGGCCGGAGUGGCCAUCCACAAGUACACCAACGAGUCCGUUGGUACGACGGCUCUUGACCAAGUGCACGAAAGCUUCCCGAACAAGUUCAUCUUGAAUACUCAGAUAUGCGCUGGCUCGGACGCUAGGCCCGAAGACAAGGUCAUGUUGGGCAGCUGGGAGCGUGCCGAAGAGUACGCGAGCAACAUCAUUGAGGACUUCAACCAUUGGGUUAACGGUUUUAUUGACUGGAACCUGGCUCUGAACACGAAUGGUGGCCCCAGCUGGGCUGAACAUUUCCUCGACGCACCCAUUAUCGUGAACGCCACUGGCCAGGAGUUCUACAAGCAGCCGAUGUACUACGCCUUGGGCCAGUUCAGCAAGUUCCUUCCCUCAGCCACUGUCAGGAUUGAGUCUCAUCUGGAGCAAGCUCAUUCACUAAACACGACUGCGACGAAUCUCCAGUACACAGCGUUCUUCACGCAGUAUUCUGGAAUAGUUGUGAUCGUGCUCAACAAGGACGACAAGAAAUACAACUUGAAGAUCAAAGACCUGUCCCGUGAAGGAAGCGUCCAAAAGGUCAUCAACGAGCGGUCGAUAACUACGUUUGUCUGGAGGGCUGGAAAGCCACUCGGCGGUCAAUAAAUGGUUUAUGGCAUGUAUA